This is a messenger RNA of Cylicocyclus nassatus, 676 nucleotides long. NCBI's taxonomy places the organism in Eukaryota, Metazoa, Nematoda, Chromadorea, Rhabditida, Strongylidae. The record is from the annotation of a GenBank genome assembly.
CGAUGCCUGGUUAAAAGCCGCUGAGCUAACGCCUACAUGGGUAUGGGCACUAGUGGAUCUGCCGGAGACAAUGCAUGCGAACUAUAGAGAAAAUAAAAAGUUCGUACGUUUGAUAGAACAGGUUCGCGACUUCCUACAUUUGCUCAUCAAAGUACAUAAAUGUGAUCCUGAGAUGAUAAAGACGUUAUCUUUUCGGCUUGGAGAACGGCAUAAGAAUUAUAUGAAUGAGGGAAACGAUAACUCAUAUUGGGCUCCAUUUGCUGUUCAAUUACCAAUCGUAAUGGCUAAAACUUAUAUGGAUAUUGUAAAUCAUGAUAAUCGAAUACGGCGGAUAUUUCGAGUGCGGGUACAUGCUGAUAAGAGUGAAGAAGAAGAGUUGAUAGACGCUUGGCGACAGUUAAUGAACACCGUUGUUGAGUCUAUGAAACGAGGCUACGAAGGUUGUGCAUCACAGAAAACACCAAUGCGGCUUAGUAUUACAAAUAGUAUAAUUUCUAUGGCAUCGUUGCGACAAGGACGAAGUCGGUCAGCUUCGCAUUUUCUUGAACCACCACUCUCGCCUAUCAUAUCCGGUCCCAUCAGUCAAGGCGACUCAUCACCGGCUUUACAUUGUCGAAGUAGGAGUAUAUUCCGUGCAAGACCAUCGCGAUGUAGUCAUGACUACACAACCAUGCGA